Molecule: messenger RNA, 1239 nt
Organism: Phytophthora infestans T30-4
Lineage: Eukaryota; Oomycota; Peronosporomycetes; Peronosporales; Peronosporaceae
Exons: 1
Coding region: 1-1239 (412 amino acids)
Source: RefSeq, a predicted model, not a curated record
AUGAAGACAUCGGCUCUGAUCUUUAUCAUGGGUGCAUCAGCACUCGCAACCGCUCAUCUCUCUGCCGCUGCCACGAGUUGCAGGACUACUGAAGAUACUGACUCCUCCGAUACCCACAGUGGGACCGAAACGACGAAUUACGCUGGACCGAUCUCGAGAUCUUUCCAAAAGGUGACAUCGUUGCAGGCUCGUGUCCAGGGUGACAUGCCCCAAUGGGAUACCGCCAAUCAACGCCUUGUGUCGGAAUACUACGACACAUUCGAUGAGAAAUACCGCGCUCUCCUUGACACUGUCAACAUGGCAGCCAUUGAAGGUGCUCUCAAGUAUGUACAGGCCGAAUGUAUCAACGCUUCAGUCGUGACGGACUGCGAGCGCAAAAACGGCGUCCAGUACGUCGUUUUCUACCAGACGACAGUUGUCCAACCCACUGCUGCGAUGGAUUUCUAUGCCAACGCCACGGACGAAUACGACUUUGCUAUCGAACACUGUCCGUUCUUGCCAUUGGACGGCGGUCGGUGUAAUCCGAAUCCGGACGGCACGUUCCCAGACGUGUGUAACCAGUACAUUGGAGUCAACGGCCAACCCGAUUUAGGCUUCUGUGUUGGUGGAACACUACAAGACAAUGAGGUUAUUGCGCCUUAUCCGCAUAACUACUGGUUCUCCUUCCCCAAUAGCUGUCCACAAAGUCGCUGGAGUGAUAAGACAGACGCUUGUCGUGCCGAAUACGCUGGUGGCUUGUGUCCUCUGGGAGUGGAUCCAGAUGGCGAGACCUGUACGUUUUCCUACGAGGUGCUGGGCUAUAUUCCAUUGGACGAUGUAGUAGGUAUUACUUCAUUGGUGAACCCUCAAACGAACAGCAACUACGCCAAUUACACGGAGUUCUGUGAGGCUGGCGGUGUUGAGUUUAGCGUUACAGUGUCUGGCGAUGAAGUCGCCUGGCUCGAUGGUCUUGAAUUCUGGGCCAACCCGGGUGACAGUGCUGCUAAUGCUGAACGAGCCGAGAAGCUUGUUGCCGCAUACGGGGAGCUAGUAAAGACGGGUGCUUUGACAAGUGAUGGUGGAGUGAUGAAGGCGUUGCCAACGGUAGCUUCGCUUACGACCAGCAAUCCACCAUGCUACAAGAACAGUAAAAUAUGUGCUAGCGCAGAGUUCGGAUGCAAGCGAUCGUACAGUUCGCAGAUUUGUGAAGUUUGCACGUCGAACGAUUCGGGCUGCGUGAAAUCGUACCAGAGCGACUAA